AUGGGCAUUCAGGCGGAAAAUAGACGACUUCCCUCCGCCAAGCUAUACAUGGCGUGUUUGGCCGCGCAAAUGGGGUCCGUGCUAUUAGGCUGUGCCUUAGGCUGGAGUGGACCGGCACUGGCAGAUAUGGCCCGCAGUGAUAGUAAGCCCCGGCUAACGGAUAGUGCUCAUGAUACUGAUAUUAAAACAUGGAUUGGCUCCAGUAUGACAUUGGGUGCACUAUUUGGGGGCAUAAUUGGAGGUGUUUGUAUCGAGUAUUUUGGUCGGCGGCGGACAUUAUUAUAUUUAGGCGCUCCCUAUACAGCGGGCUGGCUGUUGAUGAGAUUUGAUUCAAGUUUUGGUCAAGAGGUAUGGCUACUAAUUGCCGGCCGUGUAGUCACCGGUUCUGUUCCCACAUUUGUGGCCGAGAUCUCGACACCAAAUAUUAGAGGUUUGUUGGGAAUGGCAUUCAACCUUUUCGGAGUGGUGGGCAUACUUUACAUGGAUAUCCUGAGCCUAUGGCUACCCUGGAAUUGGGUAGCCUUUGGCGGUAUAAUACCCUCAGUGUUACUCUCGUUGUCCAUGUUUUUCAUCCCGGAGUCGCCCAAUUGGCUUAUGUUGAAGUUUGGCCGCUGUUUACGGGUAGUCGAAGCCCUCCAUCAGCUCCGACACCCCAACAGUGACAUCGACCAAGAAUUGGACGAAUUGGAGGAACAGGUGCUCAGCAUUCAGUCCCAAAAGACCUCGGGUUUUAGCAUUAGACUACUGUCCCGUCAGGACGUGUAUAAGCCGUUACUCAUAGGCAUACUGUUGUGCUUUUUCCAGCAAUUUUCCGGCACUAAUGCCAUACAGUUUUACAUGACCCAGAUAUUCAUAGAUUCAGGGUCAUCCAUGGAGCCUAAGUACGCGGUCAUUGUAGUCAACUGUAGUAUGUUUGUGGCCACCCUUAUAGGCAGCGCACUGGUUGACCGGUUGGGCCGUAAGAUACUAUUGAUUGUGAGCGGAACGGGACAUACGAUAAGUUUAGCGGUUUUGGGCUAUUAUUACUACAAAAACCCGGGAUCAGAUACCGGUACCACCGCCAGUCCCCUCACCACACUGUCGUCACUACUGGACCCGGAUGUCGUUACGGAGGUGUCGAAGCACCCGGAGUCCAGCGCACUGCCUAUCAUAUGUAUGGCGGUGUUUGUGAGCGCGUACUCCAUCGGCUACAGUCCCGUCAUAUGGAUCGUCAUUACGGAGAUCUGUAACACAGCUUAUGUAGGUUUUAUCACAUCCACGUGCUCUGUAUUCGUGUGGAUAUUUGUGUUUGUGGUGACCAAGGAGUUUGAAGACUUGGCCCGAGUGGCCCACAAGUACGGCGCCUAUUGGAUGUUUGCGGGCAUUUGCGUGCUGUCCACCUUGUUCAUUUUUUAUUUGCCCGAAACUAAAGGCCAAUCCAUUGACGAGAUACAGAAGCGCUUCUACCCGAAGGUCUAUAAGAAUAGGCCCUCCGCCCCACCUGACGAGUCCCAUAUGCGGGCCAUUUGA
This is a messenger RNA of Oppiella nova, 1509 nucleotides long. NCBI's taxonomy places the organism in Eukaryota, Metazoa, Arthropoda, Arachnida, Sarcoptiformes, Oppiidae. The record is from the annotation of a GenBank genome assembly.